UAUGUAGUUAGGUCUCCACUUUCAUUUAGUUAGCCAUUGAAAAUAUAUCGCUAAAGAAUAUUGCUGCGUAGCAGUUUUUGGAUUUUUAACGAUACAAAAGGUCGAAAUCCGACUGGGAAAUUAUCGACAAAUUUGUGAAUUUUUUCAUUAAAUUUAAUUUAGUGCAGUAGACGCCAGUAGAUUUGAAUUAAUUUUUCCAUUUAAAUAAAAAAAUGGCUUUGAGUCAGACAUCGGUGCUCAAACUUUAUCACACCGUCAUCGACGAUGUUAUCGCCGGUGUUCGGGAUGCGUUUUUGGACGAAGGUGUGGACGAACAAGUGCUACAGGAAAUGAAACAAGUCUGGACCAAUAAAUUGUUAGCUAGCAAAGCUAUCGAAGUAUCAAUAGAUCCGUUGGAACCUCAACCGCCACCAAUUUUAUCACUUAACUCAAAGUCGAAUGGGACAAAAUCAAAAAAUCGACCUCAGCAACAGCAACAGCAACAACAGCAGCAAUCGCAGCAACAAACACAACCGCAGCAGCAGCAGCAGCAGCAGCAACAACAACAACCGUCUCAAAAUACAACCGAAAACAAUGGAAACGCCUCAAACCAAACAUUUCCCAAUCAGACAAAUGGUACCCACAAGCCAUUAAGCCAGCCAAAUACAACACAACAAUCAACGGCCCAACCUCAGACUCAGACGCCGCCUGCUCCACCAGCGAUCGUAGCUGGACUGGAUCCGUCAAAAAUUGUUCCCAUUCAGAUAACACUCCCACCCCAGCCAAAUGUUCCGAAUUCCGAGCCCCGUGUACUUACCAUUCAAGUGCCCGCAUCGGCAAUCCAGGCGAAUCAAUUGCAACAAGUGCUCACCGGUCCAAUAAUAUCGUCAAUAAUGCAAUUGCCGCCCACAUUGGCAUCGUCGGUGCUGCAACAGCACGUGACUGCGAUGCUUCAGAAUAUCGUAAUGGUUUCAAAUGCUGUGACUGUUCAGAAACAAUUGGAUGGUGCGGCCGAUACAUCGGACGAGGAUGCAAGUGAUGUCAGCGAUGAUAACCUGGAUGGAGAUGAUGACGACGACUUAGACAAAGAGGACGAUGACGAAGCGGAAGGUGAAGGAGGACCAGAGGAUGAGCCUUUAAACAGUGACGAUGAUGUUUCCGAAGAGGAACAAGCUGAUUUAUUUGACACAGACAAUGUGGUUGUUUGUCAAUACGAUAAGAUCACCCGAUCGAGAAACAAGUGGAAAUUUUAUCUCAAAGACGGCAUCAUGAACAUAGGCGGUAAGGAUUAUGUUUUCCAAAAAUCAAAUGGUGACGCUGAAUGGUAGAGGAAGAGUUGAACGGGACGUACUUAAACGGAUGAUGGCGAAAAGACAUUUUUGUAACUUGUUUUCAACACUGAAUUUCCAUGCUCAUUGUUCACUCAUGAUGGGAUUAUGUGUGUGCGUGCGUGUAUGUGUAUUAUGUAGAAUUAUGUACAUAGAGCACAAAAAUUUAAUAUAUUCGAUAUACCAACAAUUUGACAUCAUCUUCGGUCUGGGAAUAUAAUUCAUUAUUGAAUUCGACAUCUCAAUUCAAUAUACCAUUUGAUAUA
This is a messenger RNA of Bradysia coprophila, 1573 nucleotides long. RefSeq names its product transcription factor IIA L (gene TfIIA-L). Gene Ontology annotation, biological process: transcription initiation at RNA polymerase II promoter; transcription by RNA polymerase II. NCBI's taxonomy places the organism in Eukaryota, Metazoa, Arthropoda, Insecta, Diptera, Sciaridae. The record is from RefSeq and is a predicted model, not a curated record. Gene Ontology annotation, cellular component: transcription factor TFIIA complex.